ACAAGUCAAAGCUACUUCCGGGUCAAGAAAGUAAAUGGGUGUCCACGUGAGUUGUGAAAACGUACAAAGAGAGGCGACUGACUCUAGAGAGAAACUGAUCAGCAUUUCCAGCCCAAGCAGCCGGCCAAAUCUGUGACAAAUCCGAGGCCAGUGGAAGGGUUGAAAAUGAAGGUGGAGGAGAAGCUAAUAAAGAAGGAGAAGAAACGCCAGAAAGGACAAGCAUCUCUAUCUGAAAACACAAAUGGUUGUGCUGAUGACGGGAACCCAGCAGAGGUGAAAAGAAAAAAGAAGAAAAGUAAGAAGCUCGAUGGCAUCACAGUAAAUGAGGAGUCUUGGGAUGGCAGUGGUGAGAUGGAAGACAAGAAGAAGAAGAAGAAAGUUGUCACUGAUGCUUCAAAUGAUGUCAAUGGUUCAGGACAAGAAGAACAAGUCAAGAAGAAGAAGAAGAAGAAAAAACUGCCUCCUGACAGUGAGAAUCAAGUAGAAACUGUACAAUGUUUUGUAAAAGAAGAAGAAGUGGAAAAGAAACAAAAGAAGAAGAAGAAAGUAAAGGAGGAGUCUGUACAAAUGAAACCAGAAAGUAUCGGGACAGAAGAUGAGGAAGAACAAGAAGCUGAACAGGUAAAUGUGCCGAAGAAAGUCAAGAAAAGAAAAAGUAAUAUUAUUAUAAGCCCAGAAGAGACAGAGGAGCCAGUCAAAGAAAAGAAAAAGAAGAAACAGCUGAACCUUCCAGCUAUGGAUGGAAUAAGUGUAACAAAAACAAAGAAGAAAACGUCUGAAAACGGAGUGAAGUUCAAAACACCAGAGACUGAGGUUGAGGAGGUACAAAUAAAGAAGAAAGCAAAGAAAAAAGCCAAAAGUGAAGAAGGUGGGAAUGAAGUGGAAGCAGCUAAGAUCAAAAGCAACAAGAAACAGAGCAAAUCUGCUUCAGGGAGCGAGGUAGAAGAUGGCAAAAUACUCAGCAAGAAAACAGACAAAUGUGCAAAAGACGAGAUUAUUACAAUAGACGACAAAGAGACGACGAAGCUAAAGAAAAAACGAAAGAAAGAAAAGUGUAGUAUAGCUCCUGUGGAGGUCGUCGAGGAGACGGAGCCAAAGACGAAGAAAAGGAAAAAGGCAAAAGGUGAAGAGAAACAACCACAGUUGAACAAAUGUGAAGCGGUUGAGGAGGACGAGCAGAGCAGUGAAAAUCUCAUCACAGUAGCUGUUGAUGCUCCAAGUAGGAAAAGCAAAAAGAAGAAGAAGAAGAGCCCCGCUGAGGAAGAGCAGGUGAAUGAUGCCGGCACAGACGCAAAGAAGAAGAAGAAGAAGAUUAAAGAAGAACCGGAAGAGUCGCAAGACUCUCCCCAAGCGGAUGUUGUUUUCCUGUCAGCAAAGAGUGGAAACACUGAUGAGAUCACCAUCAACCAGGAAAGAAGACAGGCUUUACAAAUGGAGAUUGAUGAGGCGUCUCAACCUCAAAAACCUGCCAAACCCGUGGGUUUGGGCCAGUGGAGCACGGCGCAGUUCGACAGCUCCGAUCAGCAGCAGAAGUUCCUCCGGUUGAUGGGCGGCUUCAAAAAGGGUUUCCAGCCAGCCGGGGCGAGCACAGGAGGAGCGAAUAUGGCACUGGGAAAGGACGCACAGCAGCAGCUGCAGAAGGGGCUUCUGGGAGAGUUUGAGCGAGCCCACUCUCGCAGAAUGGACUUCAGUAACAGGGGAGCAGGACUUGGGUUUAGCGCACCAUCCAAUAAGAAGUUCUCCAUUGAUAUUAAUGCAAGUCGAUCAGUUCGCUUUGAUGAUUGAUUGUUUUUUUUACGUGCAGUGUUUUAACUGUUAAAUCACACAGUCCUGUCUGCUCUGCUUCACUGGAGGAUUCAUCGUACAACAGAUGACGAUUCAAGUGUAUAUAAAUGAGCACAGAUGGAGAAACUGGACAGUUUCUAUGGAAAGAAAAUUGUCAGCUUCCAUGUAUUUGAUUAUGAUUUCAUGUGGGUCAGUGUGACCUUGUAAAACUUCAGUGUUUCGUCUUUCAAUUUGAAGAGUUUUUGGCCAUUUUAUUUUUUUCAUCCUUCUGUUAUUUAAAACAAAUAACGGCAAACAAAGAGAAAACUUUGCCUGUGUGUUUUUGAUAGUCACUUUAUUUCAUUCUUGCACAUCUGCUUGAAAGUGAAGAAGGAAUAAGAAAAGUCAGAGUACACUUCAAAACAACAUAAGCAUUACUGCCUGCUUGGUGUUGGCUCAUAAUCGUUCAGUUGUGAUAAUGUGCUGGAAAAUAUCUUGACUAUCAUAGGCUGUACUUCAGUAUUCCGUGCAUGGUAGCUGUGUUGUAAAUCUGAUUUAACGUUAGACUGUCACAUUCAUUUUUUUCCUUUAAAACUGCUGUGUGGACAACAUUUGUCUGUCACGGUACUCAAAACUGGAAAUGCUGGUAAGGAGUGAGGAAAAAUGAGCCUCAGGACACGAAAAUGUCUCAAUAAGUCAAUGCGUUUGUCAGUUUUAUAGACACAGUAUUUAAAAGCAAAACAAAACAAAAC
Molecule: messenger RNA, 2516 nt
Organism: Stegastes partitus (bicolor damselfish)
Lineage: Eukaryota; Metazoa; Chordata; Actinopteri; Pomacentridae
Gene: knop1
Product: lysine-rich nucleolar protein 1
Exons: 6
Coding region: 166-1785 (539 amino acids)
Source: RefSeq, a predicted model, not a curated record